AUGUCUGUGACUACCACCAACACUCGGGAAACAGCAACAGUUCCCCUUGCCAUUCUGGCGGGCUAUGAAGUCCAUCACAGUGGACAUGAACAACUAGCACCUAUGAUACCUCCCUCCACAGCACCCAUCAACCAACCUCCAAACUGGCCCGCUGAUCAUCAUCGAAUUCCCGCCUAUCGUCCUAUCAACCGAAGCCUGGAUCAGAGCCAGCGACCACCAGGUGCAAAUAACCUGGAACGGGUUAUUAUCACAGUCAUGUUGCACGGUGUAUGGCUCAACGCAGCCGUAUCUCGAGUUUGGCGCUUUACGGGAGGAAGAUUGAAUGAUCGUUUGUUCCAUUACGGGAUUGGUGGUGAAUGGUAG
Molecule: messenger RNA, 363 nt
Organism: Penicillium vulpinum
Lineage: Eukaryota; Fungi; Ascomycota; Eurotiomycetes; Eurotiales; Aspergillaceae
Exons: 2
Coding region: 1-363 (120 amino acids)
Source: RefSeq, a predicted model, not a curated record